UAGUCCUAACGUCCUACGUAUACAAGUUACGCCAUGAAUGGGCAGAUAAUAUUAAUAAUUGUGCAUAUUUGUACAGAUAAUUGUACAUAAAAUUAAUCUGUUCGCUGUCGCUAGCGCUGAAAUUUGAAAUGUACUAGCACUCCCGAGAUCAUGGUGACUGAUUACUUAAUUUGAGAUAAGAACCUAUCAAACACUGACAUCCGUGGCCAAAUGAACUUCAGUGUUGACGGUUCAUUCUGGAGUGUCAAUACAACUGAGACACCAGCGAGACUGGAUUAUCAACAUUUUAAUUAAAGGGAAGUGUUCUGCGAUCUCCAGAUCGAAGAUUUGGUUCGAGGGAGAGAAACUUAUCCAGGAUGAAGUUAGCAGCCCCUACAUUGUGCUGGAUAGCACUGGGGAUUGUAAGCUCCUGUUGGGGUGCACUGAUUCCCAGCAAUGUCAAUCUGCCUGAACAAAUCCAUCUAUCGUGGACAGGUAAAUCGGCCAGCAUGUUUGUCACCCUUCCCUCCACUGCCACCAUCACCCGCGUUCGCUACAGUCAGAACAACCAAAGCCUGUCCGUCGUGGACGGCAGCAGCACGGUGUUCACCGACGGCGCCAAAGCCCACAAACAACGCUUCAUCCACCGGGUGACCUUUACUAGCCUGAAACCGGCAACACGCUACUAUUACCAGUGCGGCAGUGAUGACGGUUGGAGUCAGAUUUACAGUUUCCGCAGUAUCCCCGCCGGAAGGGACUGGAGUCCACGACUGCUCGUGUACGGAGAUAUGGGCGAGGUCAAUGCUCGUUCGUUGGCGCAGAUGACACUGGAAGUACAGCAAGACCGCUACGAUAUGGUCCUGCAUGUUGGUGAUUUUGCUUACGAUAUGAACGAUGAAAAUGGCGAUGUUGGAGAUGCUUUUCUGAGGAGUUUGCAACCGCUCUCAGCGAUUAUUCCUUACAUGGUUGUCGUGGGCAAUCACGAGGAAAAAUACAAUUUCUCGCACUACCGACAACGAUUCACAACGCCCGGAAGCGAGGAAGGAAUGUUAUACAGUUUCAAUAUCGGUCCACUGCACGUCUCCGUGAUUGCCACCGAAUUUUAUUUCUUCCCGCAAUACGGCAUUGCUCAGAUUUUUCGCCAGUUCGAUUGGUUGGCAAGCGAUUUAGAUAAAGCAUCGAAAGAUCCGGAUAAUGCGUGGCUUUUUGUUGCCGGUCAUCGUCCCAUGUACUGCAGUAAUCCAGACAUUGUCGACUGCAAUCCACAAGGCAAUGUGUUCCGCCGCGGAAUUCCUUAUCUGCACAUUCCCGGUUUGGAGGAUCUGAUGCACGAUGCCGGCGUGGAUGUCGGCAUCUGGGCACACGAGCAUUCGUACGAACGAACAUGGCCCGUGUAUAAUGUCCAGGUGAUGAAUGGAUCCAAGACGAAUCCAUACACCGAUCCAAAGGGCAUCGUCCAUAUUAUUACCGGCUCCGCAGGCUGCAAGGAAAAUCACACUCGCUUUAACCCCAAUCCACCGAAUUACAGCGCGUUCCGUACGACGGACUAUGGAUACACCCGGAUGACCGUCGUUAAUAAAACCCACAUGUAUUUCGAGCAAGUCUCCGAUGAUCAGGGCUAUAUAGUGAUCGAUUCGGUAUGGAUCCGAAAAUCUCGCCCAGGCCGACCAGUUUGGUUGCAAAAGGACAACCCGAAGCGCAGUCGGGCCGGUGUGCGACCGUACGGACAAUGGCAGCCCAUCGUCAACGGUCUCCAGACAGCGCACGUCGUUGAUCAACAUGUCGGCGUCAACGAGCUCAAAUAAAGCUGCACCGUAGUCAAGCUGAA
This is a messenger RNA of Paramacrobiotus metropolitanus, 1807 nucleotides long. Its product is annotated as acid phosphatase type 7-like. Gene Ontology annotation, molecular function: metal ion binding; acid phosphatase activity. The record is from RefSeq and is a predicted model, not a curated record. Lineage: Eukaryota; Metazoa; Tardigrada; Eutardigrada; Parachela; Macrobiotidae.